UUCCGGUCGACCUCCAUCAUGCGAAUCCUCAACUUGACUGACGAUAAUAUCCUGUGUUGCCAACGGUAUUCUGGGUCCUGUGGACAUAAUUCCACUGUUUUAUCACCUGGCUCUAUACAUUUACUUGACAUAUCCCCUUGCUGCGCCUUCCUGUCUCUUCAAAACUCCCACAAAUCAGAGUCCACGAAAUCCGAAGGCCUUGAAAUAUCACUGUCGUUGUCACUUGGGGCUUCAUGGCAAGCCGUUCGAGCUCCUCUGGAUUGUCGUUGGAGGAUCUAUGCUACUCGGGUAUUUUAAUUGAAGAACCGGUCCUUUGAGUUCAUCAUCUUUCCAAAGAGAAAUCUGGCUUCGUACUUAUCUGAAAUGCCCGAUGCAGUACCACUGCACUCGCUAUUGCUUCCUGGAACACACGAUACGAUGGCAUUCUACGGUUGGAUCAUCUCGCAGUGCCAAUCUCUCGAAACACCACUGCAUGUUCAACUGCAGAAUGGGAUCCGAGUUCUAGACAUCCGUCUCGCCAAAAUCGAAGGAAAGCUCAUCGCGUAUCACGGUGUAUAUCCAGAAAAAACCCCAUUUCAAACAAUUCUUUCAGCAGUCCACGAGUUUCUUACAUCACCCAUAUCGUGUAGAGAGACUAUCGUGAUGUCUAUAAAGCAGGAAGAUUCCACAUCCACGCCACCACCCGUCUUCUCUCGUCUCGUACGCGACGAAUUCGCCUCGGGUCCAGGAGGCUUGGGCAUUUUGUUUCUGGAGAAUCGGAUACCCACACUCGGGGAAGUACGAGGCAAGGUGGUUUUCCUUAGCAGAUUCGGUGGAGACGGCGCUGAGUGGGAAAACGGAUUAGAGGGCAUGGGGAUACAUCCUACGAUUUGGCCUGAUAGCGAAAAGGAUGGGUUUACAUGGGAAUGCAAAGACGUUCUUGUACGGACACAUGAUUGGUAUGCAAUCCCCUCUUUCCUAUACAUACCUGAAAAAGUAUCUUUGGCGACUAAGUUUCUCCUCCCACCUCCAAGCAAUGGGAACGACAACAACGACGAUGGCAAACCCGAUAAACGCGACACCACCUCAACCCGCCCUAUUCUAUCCCUCAUAUACACCUCAGCCGCCUCUUUCCCGUUCGCAGCACCUAGACCCGUCGCACAAGGCUUCGGGUGGCCAAACUGGGGAUUCGGCGUCGAGGGAGUGAAUAGUCGUCUGGGGAAAUGGGUUUUGGACGCGCUUCGUAGUAGUCUAGGUCGGACUCAGAGUGGGUCAAACUUAUUCUAUGGAUCAGAUGCAGAUAUGGAAAUAGGAAAAGGAAUCGACCAUGAAAAGAUCGGGGUUGAGAGUUUGGUAGGGAAUGGGUGGACGACGGGACCACGGUUACGCGGCUGGGUAUUGGUGGAUUUCUAUAAUCAGCCUGAACAUUCGCUAGUGGAUUUGCUUGUAGAAUGUAAUUUUAGAGGUCGACGGCCAGGUGAGGAAGGUUGGUGAUUGCGAUUAGGAUGGUUCCUGUGAUGGCUGAGGUGUUCGAAUCCUCAAGAAGGGGAAGGGUGGUGAUGAUGUAUCCCAUGUCAUUUGUGCGGGGAAUGGGACUGAGCUUGGUUAGUCUGAAAUAUGGCAAUAUGGCACUCCACCGACCUGUAUCUCCACUUAGCCUAAUCCUAUUGUAAUUCAUUGCACGCAACAGAAUACAAUGUGUUAAUACUCUGACGAGCAGAGCAUUAA
Molecule: messenger RNA, 1707 nt
Organism: Lentinula edodes (shiitake mushroom)
Lineage: Eukaryota; Fungi; Basidiomycota; Agaricomycetes; Agaricales; Omphalotaceae
Product: PLC-like phosphodiesterase
Exons: 5
Coding region: 364-1473 (369 amino acids)
Biological process (GO): lipid metabolic process
Molecular function (GO): phosphoric diester hydrolase activity
Source: RefSeq, a predicted model, not a curated record